Oncorhynchus tshawytscha (Chinook salmon) is the source of this 10363-nucleotide messenger RNA. RefSeq lists its product as uncharacterized. The record is from RefSeq and is a predicted model, not a curated record. Lineage: Eukaryota; Metazoa; Chordata; Actinopteri; Salmoniformes; Salmonidae. The transcript is spliced from 4 exons. Bases 261 to 9191 code for a protein of 2976 amino acids.
CUUCCGGUCGUCAGAUGGUUCUCAGAGGAAAACAAAAUCGAAUGAAAUUACUUUCGAAAUGGACGUCUUUGACGUUGUUUCCUAAAUGUAUCUCUAUUUCGUAAUUUUGCAGAUCAGAGACUUCACGAGUUCACGUUCUAGCUAAUGCCAUAGCCAACCAAGGAGCACCUGUCUUUUCCCAGAUAACUGAAGGCGUCUGGAUAUGAUCUGCAGUUGCAGAUGAACUUCUUGUCCAAGUUCUCCUGGAAGCCUUUGACAACAUGGAGAAGAGUUGGGACAGCAUAGAUGAAGCAGGAGACUACUCAACAGAUGAAACUAGAAAUAUACCAAGCCAUUUAUGUCAGAAAAUCACUGAACACAAGGGAGCAGAAGGGGGAGAAGAGGUCCUGACUGACAAAACAUAUAAGAAGAAUAUGUCCGAAUUUAAGGUGAAGAAUGAAGAUGACUCUAGUCCUUUUUCGGACAUCCACAGUCAUUCAAAGAUCAUGGCUCAAGAUCUUCAACGAGGGGCAACAGAAGUCAUCCAAGAUAAGUGUUCCCCUUUCUUAGAAAGAUUAUGCCCUGUGGGCCUAACCAAUGUUCAGGAAAGUUGUAUUUUGGCUUCUGGAUUUGAUGUAAAAAAGAAGACCGGUAGAGAUUCUGCUGCAGUGGGGAUCGGUACUAUAGUUUCUUUCUCCCCCUUUUCAAGCAAUCUGUCAAAAAAUAUAAAGGGAACUGUCACACAGUCACCCAUAGACCUUGAGUUACAGCAAUCUUCUUUAUCAGACUCUUCUCUAAGUGACCCCGGACAAUAUUCAAGAGCGGUAGUGGAUGAGAAAGCCUAUGCUGAUGUAUCCCAUCAAAUGUUACCACUUUCGGAAACCAAAAAAGGAAAAGAGAAAAUAUCACUUUUGCCUGUGAUGGAAAAGCAACAAAAGCGAAAAGUUGGUCAGCCAUAUAAGAAAACUCUAGUGAAAAUGGCUAAACUUUCAGCAAUUGCCCAGGAAUGGGAUUCAGAUGCCACAGAAAUGUCCAGGGUGACUCGCAAUAAGGAUAAUCUAACACCCUCAUGCAAACAAACAGAUGAGAAGAAAUGGGAUGAAAUGUUAGAAUUUCCCCCAACUACCUCAAGUGCCACAAGCUUUGGAUGCAAUUCAACAUCUGAUUCUUCAAACCACCUUACUAUUUCACAUUCAGAUGACAUAUCUAAAUCUCAAAUAACUGGACAAAGCAUUUCUAUGGAAUUUAUCCAACCGCCCAGAGGACAGAGAACUUCAAAGACCACACAAAAAGCAGAAGAAGAAGUCCCGGCGCUGAAAUUGACCACUGCCGCAGAGGGGAAAGAUUCUCCUAUAGUACAAGCUCUGGCACAAAACACAUUGUUGCUGUCCGAAACUGUCUGCUCGUUUGAUGAUAACACAGAGGAUGCAUUGAAAGUACAAAAGAUACCUGGAAAAAAUACAGCAAUAACGUCCAAAGCAGGAAAUAGAAGGACUCAGGCGUUCAAAAGAAACAGAAUGACUCCGAGCAGCCUCUUGACCACUCAGUCACAGAGUAGCAGCGCUACACCCCAAGAAAAUUGUAAUUUGGGACUCUCUCAAGAUGCAACUCCACUACAAUCAUCUGACAUAAAAAUGGAGCCUAAAUACUUGUAUAUAAAAACAGAGCCCAAAUUCUUGUCAGACACUGGUGUCUUGGAUGUCAAGAACAAUUUGAAGGAACACCGAAAAAGAGAACCCUCCAAAAACUUUACAGAAGGGAGUGGUAAAAGUCCUGGUGUGAUGUCUAGAUGCUUUGACUUGUCUAUCACUCAAAAAGACCAGGGGGCACCAAGUGACAUAAGGAGGGAAAUCAAAUAUGUCACUGCUAACACAUCAGCUGUAGGAAACCAGGGGGAAAUGACUCAGAGAACUCAAGCUCUCUCAGGACUGAAGAGUAUUGAGGAUGUGCUGAAAUUGAAGCGGAAAGCUGGUCGACCAUUCAAGAAAAAGACAUUGUUUAAAAUGGCUAAACUGCUAGCGAUAGCACAGGAAGGUGGAUCUAAUGAUACGGAGAACUGUGGCAUGAUUAAAGAGUGUGUUCCAAAAUUCCAGCAGGUCCCUGCCUAUCACCCCCCCAAGUCAAAAGUAAAGAAGACGGAUACAAGAACUGUGGCAUCAAAUUCACCUACAAGCACCUCAAGAAAAUCCAGCAGAACGUGUAAAGCGACCCCAAAAACUGUUCAAAAGAUGCAAAUCCUCACACACACGCCCACCCAACCAGUGUUACCAGUUUCAUCCUAUCUUAUUGAACCCAUUCUCAAAUUGGAGGACACAACUCUUAUCUCACCGUUGUCUGUCAUUCCUCUAUGUAGUGCAGAUAUUUCCCCUCAACAGGAAAGUCACAGAGGUGGAAAACCCCUGAAGAAAAACACACCAUUUUACAAAAACAUGACCACUGCAGUCCCACAUCCUCCAAUAUUUGCACUAGAUUCCAAGGCCCUUGCUGAGAUUGCCUCUACAGGGAAUGACAAAGAAACAAAGAAAGACAUUGGAUCCAAAAGUAAAUGCAAACGGGUGCCUAGAACUCGUGGUGUAUCAGAAUUACCGUGUACAAAUGGAAUUCCUCAGGGAGAUAUACAUACCCAGACUAAUAGGGAUGAGGUGUAUUCCAAGACUUCAGCACCUACUGUGCCACACUCCCAGAAAUCACGGAAACGUGGGGUUCAACAUAAGAAAGGUACAGAAAAGGCACUUGUCCAAUUAUCUGAUCAAACUACCCUUCCUGUUUCAGAUUGCCAGUUGCAGGUGCAAAAUCACAGUGCAUCUCAGGAAACGCCUUUACUGCCAUCAAAGAUUGAGACAGAAUCUGACACUGUAUACCCGACACCGAGAACGGUUACAAAGAAUAUUCCAAAGAUGUGUAAGGCAAGAAACAAACCUUUACUGAAAGUUGAGAAAGCACAGGUGCCAACUCUGGAUCCUUCCCUUGUAGUGGAACAUAUGCGUCCCGAUGUGCCAGAAGUGGAUCAAAUGAGACAAGUGGAAGCAGUGAUAGAGUCAGUAAUUAAAGAUGUUCACCAACCACUGGAACAUGUGGAUCAAAGAAACAAAAAUAAAGAAGAAGCCAGCAAUGUUUCUGCAUCAACUCUGGAUUCUUCACUUGGAAUGGAACAUAUGCGUCCUGAUGUGCCAGAAGUGGAUCAUACAAGACAAAUGGAAGCAGUGAUGGAGUCAGUGACCGAGGAUCUACACAAAAAAGAGGUCAGUGAUGUUUCUGCAUCAGCAUACUCAACCUUUCCUUCCUCAGAUAACCUGUUUGAACAACAUAACCAUAGUACAUUAUCUCAAUCGCCUUUGCUGACAUUAGAAAUAAAGACAGAAUCGGGCAGAAUCAAGAAUGCCCUACCCAAAAAGUCUAAAAUAUGCAUGAAAGAGAAACAUACGUCAAAAAGCCUAUUGAAAAGUCAUAAGAAAGCAUCUAUGCCAACUUCAGGUCCUUCAUCUGACACAGUGCAUGCGCCAUUCAAAAGAGUUAAGAAGAAUUCCACUACUUGUCAAGAAAGAAAAAGACCUUCACAGAAAGUUGAGAAAGCACAGGUGUCAACUCUGGAUAUAAACUACUCUGGAGAGAAACAUAGAAGUCCUGAAAUCCCACAAAUGGAUGAAAUGAGACAUGUGGAAGCAUUUAUAGAUGCAGUGAUUGAGGAUCUCCACAAACCACUCAAACCUAAGGAUCAACAAAAAAAGUUAAAAGAAGAGACUGAUAAUGUUGCUCCAUUAGAACCAACAACCUUUCCUGCCUUGGAUAACCUGUUGGAACAGCAUAACCAUAGUAAAUUACCUCAAUCUUAUUUUCUGUCAUCAAGAAAGACAAAAUCAGGCUUGAAACAUGCCGUACCCAAAACGGCAACAAAGAACAAGUCAAAAGCAUGCUUUAAAGGGAAACUCUCUAAAACUGAUAAGAAAGCAGCUGUACUAACUUCCGAUCCUUCUAUUGGAGGUGAAGAUGGAUAUCUUGAAAUGCCUCCCCACCUUAACCAAGCAGAGAAAGGAGGAAAGAGUGAUGGAAAGAAGAAUAAUGAUGUAGUAAAGCAUGAAAUAUCAGUGACAGAUGACCAUUUGGAAACAGCAGCCCACAAACCACAUCAGCGUAAAGGGCCAAGAAAGAAGCUAAAAAAAGAGGACUGUAGUGUUUCCAAACCAGAUCAAGUAGAAUCCACUAUCUCAGACAGCCAGCUAAAACAGCAUGACCACAAUGCAUUAGAGCAUGUUUCUUUGCUAGCAUCAGAGACAAAGACAGAAUCAGGAAUGGAACAUAGCAUACCUGAAAUGGCAACAACAAAUAAGUCAAAAUCAUCCAGGAAAAGAGACCUCCCUUUAAAAGCACCCCCAAUAAACGCUAAAAGAGCAGCUAUGCUAACUUCAAAUCCUUCUCUUGGAGCAGAAGUUGGAUGUCUUGAAAUGCCUCCCAACCUUAUCCAUGCAAAGCAAGGAGGAAAGUGUGAUGGGAAAAGCAAUAACAAUGUAGUUAAACAUAAAAAAGAAACAGUGACAUCAGUGAUGGAAAAACAUAUGGAAACAGAGCGCAAACCACGUACGGGGUCAAAAAAGAAUCUGAAAGAAGAGGACAGCAAUGUUUCCAUAUCAGAACAAGCAGCAACUCUUACCUCAGAUAAACAUCCCAACCAAGUUUCUUCGCUGGCAUCAGAGAUCAAGUCAGAAUCUAACAGUGGAUGUGUCACACCCACACAAAAAAAGUAUAUUUCAAAGGCAUGCAAGAAAAGGAAGAUAACUCCAACCCCACCAAGUUCAAAACUUUCUCUUGGAAUGGAAUAUGGAUACUCUGAAAUGGCUACCAAUUUCACACAUGUGGACCAGGUUCAGAAUAUUCUUGAUACUUAUAAAAUCUCCAAAGUGAGAAAAAGAAUUACUGGAUCAAGCCGUCCAAUAUCCAAUCGAAGAAAUUCCAGACUGCCCUACACAUCUAAUUCACAUAUCACAACUGAGUCGAUGCAAGAUCAAGUAAUUCUAUCGGUUGCAUCAGAUCUCACCAAUAACCCUACCAGUCCUGUAUCAAUAACAGUGUCCUCAAUUGCAGUGCAAGGACAGAUUACUGAAUUAGUGAGUGCUGACUGUAUCGACAAACGGUCACAUAAAAUGAGGACUCCUAAGACGAUAAAACCUCAGAGACCAAAAGGCACAGGUCUUGAUAAGAAUAUCACAGAUGACAACAUGUCUCUCAAAUUCUUAUCAGCAUUUGUAAAAGAGGAACUCAUUGAGGAAGAAAAAAGCCCAGAAAAUAGGGGGAAAGAAGAUGGCAAAGGGAAGAAAGGCAAAAUUCUCAAAAUAGACGAUGUGAAUCCACAAAGUAAACACAGCCAAUCUCAGGUGAAGGAUGGCAAUGCAUUAACAGAUGACAAAUUCAUUUUACAAGUCCCUAUAGAUGAAGCAGGGGGCUCUAUGUCUAUUGCAAUAGACACAAUCAGUACUGUGAUUCCAAAAAGUAAAAAAGGUGGUCGUUUUUCCAAGAGAUUGCAAAAAAUGUCAUCUACCACCAACGUUCCCAGUGAACAGCAAUGCAUUAAUAUGUCCCCAGAAAAAACAUCUCUGUGUGUCAGCAAUAUAUCAGAAAUACAAAGAAAGCGAAAAGUUGACACCAGAAGUACUGAUUUUGUUAAUGCAGAUAUAAAAGUCCUAAAUCCUAAAGAUGAUCUUAGUGAUAGCUCUGUAUUAGUGGACUCGUCCUUACUGGAGAAUCAGAGAAUGAAGAACAAGGGUAAGAAAAAUUCCAAGACAAUUACGGAAGAACCGACAGUGGCCACAUCAGUUGUAAAAGAGAUGGUGGGGCAAGAUUUUCAGACCACCAUAACAGCACUGAAAAAUAAACAAGGUCGGCCAUACAAGAAAAGAACUUUGAGAAUGGCAAAAUGGCUGUCAUGUGGAGAGCAGAGGUCAAACACUAGCGGGGAACUUUCUGUGAAUAAGACACAGAGCUGUAAAUCAAAGGGAACUUCUAAGGGAGGGAAAAAGCACAAUUUGAACCCAGCGUCGUCAACCUUAAGGCACACUAAAGCAUCCAAGGCAAUGAAGAUUGAAGACAUUGCUCUUAAACAAGAGCAAGAUGACAUAUGGGAGAUCGUUGAUGUAUCCAGCAACAUUUUCUCCUCACAAACUGUGACUAUUUCCCCCAGUAUUUCAGGGCAAGAAUUUGAAACCUCCAUAUCUUCAGAAACAAUGUUCUCUGUUGAUGCAGGGCCGAUACAAGGAAUCCAGCAAAUUGAAUCUACCCAAUUAACACCCCAUCUCACAAAAUUACCUCAUAAAGUGACUGGCGUGAAGAAGAGACGCAGGAGAAAUAAAACUGGAUGGGCUACAAAAGUGAAAUCCAAACGACCACUCUCCAAAGUGAACUCCGGGGAUAGGCUUGACGUUUUGAUUCAGUCUACCAUUGACAACACUGGACUCAACACUAGCCUCUGUAAUUCAUUAAUGGAAAAUUACACAUUGGAAAGUGUUGAACAAGAAGAAUGUAGAGCACAAGAAGUGAAAGCAGUAACAAACAAUUACAAUGUAGUUAAUGUUAGGGAGAUCAACUGUGGAGAUCAACUCCUAACAGCUCGUGCUAAAUUACAGCAUUCAAGUGUACUUCAACAAAAUUUUAAGACAAGGAAACCAAUGUCAUGCCACUUCUGUGGUCGCUCAUUUCGUCACAUAUCAGCAUACACAAUUCACAAGCGCAUUCACACAGGUGAGAAGCCUUACAGGUGCCAGAAGUGCGGCAAGAGCUUUGCUCAGCUCUCCAAGCUCAACUCGCACUCAAACAUCCACAAACAUGGACUCAUGCAAUGCCCAUGUUGCGUCACUCAGUCUCCAAACAAAGAUGACUUGAUUGAUCAUUUAAAGAUCCACAUGAAGGGCACCAAGAGGUUCAGCUUGAUUAAUAAAACGAAAAGAGCCAGAGAAAUUCAGAUCCAAUCCUGCGCUGAUUAUAUAGAUUCCCCAGUCUCCCUUAAUGGCAGGAAAACCCUUAGAUGCUCCACUUGUUUCAAAUAUUUUUUCAGCAAGGCCACAUUGAAGAUACACCUGCAAACACACAGUGGAGUGAGUCGUUUCACCUGCAAAGUCUGUGGCAAGAUGUUUAGCAAGUUCUUAAGUUUCAAUGCACAUGAAAAAACACACUGGCCUGUUAAACCGUAUGCCUGCUCUGUGUGUGGAAAAGGCUUUGUUCUGCUUAGGGAGCUUAAAACCCACUCUCAUAUGCACUCAGGAGAGAUGCCUUUCUUCUGUAACCAAUGUGGACAGGCCUUUAGCGUCUUCUCAUCCUUGCGCACACAUCAAGUCUCCAAAGUGUGUUUUGAGGCUAGAUAUGAGGGAGAUGUAAACAAGGUUGACAUUGAGGGGUUCCUGGUGGAGCAAAGGACUGAUGGGCAGAUUAAUACCCCGAUGUACUUUAAAUGUCAGAUUUGCAAACAACUUAAUCGUCACUGGUGUCAGUAUAUUCUUCAUCUACAAACGCACACUAAUAACAGGCCAAACCUUUGUGAGGUAUGUGGACAACGGUAUGACCAGGUCACAGAAUUGUGUGUUCAUUGUAAAGUUUGUUGCAAAUCAAGUGGAGAGGAGAGGGCAUGCAUUUCGUCCUUGUCACAGGUCUGGUACGAACCCCAAUCUCUGCAGAAUCAGACGCCUGAGCCUGAAAUUGAUUCUCCGUACAAUGAUAGUCAGGAAAUGUUAUCUUUGGAUGACCAGCAUCCCCAAUGUAAGGAGCCUGAGCCUCUGCCACCUCCGGAAACUAUGGAGGAGUAUUCCUCAGAUGUGCUUCCACAAAACCCCAAACCUGCUUGCCAGACCCCAGACCCCAGACCCCAUCCUUCUCCCUCAAACUCCAUGUGUGCAAGUCCUGCUCUAUCUUCCCCUUCUGUAAUGAGCUGUAAUUCCGUACGUGUGGUUCAACAGCCUGCAGGUGUUCGCUCUUGUUUACAGACCCAUGCCCCUUGUGACAGGUAUUCAUGUGGACAAUGUGGAAAAUCCUUUAACCAGUGGAACAAGCUCUGGUUGCAUCAGGGACUACACAGAGAAAAACGCUAUAGCUUCUCAUGCAAUCAGUGCAAUUUAGAGUUUCGCUUCUUUGGCUCCUAUAGGGAGCACAUGCAGGAACAUGCAGCACAGAGACCAUAUGCUUGUCCAUUAUGUCCCAAAACCUAUGUCAUUGAAGAAGACUUAAAUACCCAUCUGUGUGAAAAUCACCAGCCGCGUGAAAGCCUGAAAUGUGACACGUGUGGAAAGGAGUUCACCGGUUUCAGAAACUUGGAGAAACAUCGUCUUUUACACAGAGGUGCUAGCUCGCACUACUGUCUCCCUUGCAUGCUCCCAUUUCCUAGUAACCAAGCCUUACAGAAUCACUUGAAGGCUCACGAAGCCCGCCCUGUUAUCCCUCUCCCUGAAGGGCCAUUGGAACCACUUCUAUUUCCAUAUCGCUGUGGAAAAUGUAAUGCCAGAUUUACAACCACAGACUUGCUCCAAGCCCAUCAGGUUUGCCAUCUUAUUGGGGGGAAAAAAGCAUAUAGCAGCAGUUCAGCUAAUUAUGUUUCUGCAUCCCUUACCUCCAAGCUUUCAAACAAGCCAAGACAGAGAGUCACGCUGCUAUCCCCUCAGACAAUACCAAUUCCUCCGUCAAAGAAAAGGAACAUGUAUAGGUAUCCUAACCCUGAUCGUCUUUAUGUCGUCCCUAAAUUAUCCUCACAGCCAUCAGUCAUUAUUUCAGACACAGAAGAAGAGCCUCAAGAGCUUCUAAACAUUAGCUUAUCCUCAGUCUACGACACACCCUGUAACACUGUGUCCCUUGAACAUGAAGGGCAAAUCAUCCCUAGCAAUGAUUGUUGUGAGGCAAGCAACUCCGAUUUACCUCAGCCCUCAUAUCCCUCCUCAUGUGUUCUUACUGAUGAACCAACUCAAUGUACACCAAAGCCCCAAACAGACACCACACACAUGCCGACACAUGAACCACCCUCACCCUGUCCCCUGGAUAAAGGUCCUCAGAAUGUACCAGCCCAAAUACGAGACAAGUCUAAGGGUGAUCAUGAUGCUUUCUUUAGAGCCUCAACAUUUGUGAUACCAAGGGGCAAAAAGUGGGGGUAUGAUGCCUUUGAGUGUGUGGAUUGUUGGGUAACAUUUAGUGACGUCUCAGAGUUACAUGAGCAUUACAUACAUCAUGCCAGGGGGGUGAAGUGAAUGUCAAUACAUAUUUUCACAAUUCCACUAUUGUAUAUAAUUGCUUUUGAUGAUAUUGGUCAUUUACAUCUGAAGAGUACGAUAUCUGUUUCUGAGUUCACCAUAGUUGUCUUAAUAGCUAUAGCAAUGGUUAAAGGAAUAAUCCACACAAAACCCCUAAUUACUAUGAUUUACAUUGUUAAAUAACGCCUUUUGCAUUUUGUCGUUAUAAGGCAGGAAGCAACAUAUGAUAAUUGUUGUAGGAAUCUGUUGGAGCUCUCUCUGGACAGGAUUGCUGGCUAGCUACAAAACAUAGCUACACACGAUAAUAUCAAAAUCAAUAUCAGCAUGUGAAGUAGCUAGUCAGCUGUAAAAUCCCUGAGAAACACUGCGCUAUUAAUUUUAGGAGUUACAAUCUCACCAUGUUCAACCUGGUGGAGAUUGUCUUGCUCAAAAUAGUGAGUGAGGUUGCUAUGACAACGCAAUGACCCUGCCUGCACUGCGAAGGUCGCUUUGCGUGAUGGUAGUUAAAGGACAUUGAUCUGACGGUGCACUUUGAGUUUGAAUGAAAUAUAUACUUUGUCAUGACAAUAUAGACUGUUGGAUGUGUUCUAGACUAGUAUGUCAAUGUCAUCUAUUGUCUGAUUUGGCAAUCUGGAGUGCAGGUAAUUGUUUUAAAAGAAUUAUGAAAUAUGCUAGUUUGUUAUUGCCUAUUUCCAUAGACAAAAACUUUAUCGUGAUGACGCGGCACAACACAAUUUCGGACCAGAAGUUAAAUCAUGCCAUGGUGAAAAUAAUCAUAGAACAGACUAUCACCAAUUUGAGAGGUGUUUCAUUCCUUCAGUGGAUUAUUUCUUUAACGUUGACAUGAACUUUUUUUCCUUAAAAAAAACAUUAUUUAUAUUAUUUGAAUAUAUCCGGGGAAUACAUUCUCCCCCCCCACCCCCAAAUUGUACAGUACUACAAAAAUGUGCCUUUUGAAUAGAUUACGAACUUGUCGUACUUUUAAACAGUUACUCCAAUCUAUCCAGUUUUAUUUGUUCUCUUUUUGGAAGAGCAUUUGGAAAGUACCCCUUUCAGACCCCUUGACUUUUUCCACAUUUUGUUACAUUACAGCCUUAUUCUAAAAUGGAUUCUAUUGUUUUUUUCCCCCUCAAACAAUCUACACACAAAACACCAUCAUGACAAAGCAA